Halteromyces radiatus is the source of this 2999-nucleotide messenger RNA. RefSeq lists its product as uncharacterized. The transcript is spliced from 16 exons. Gene Ontology annotation, molecular function: serine-type peptidase activity. Bases 35 to 2914 code for a protein of 959 amino acids. Gene Ontology annotation, biological process: proteolysis. The record is from RefSeq and is a predicted model, not a curated record. Lineage: Eukaryota; Fungi; Mucoromycota; Mucoromycetes; Mucorales; Cunninghamellaceae.
UUGUUCCUUUUAUUUUAUUUUAUUCAAAAGAUAAAUGUCGUUUCAACUAUCUAGUGUAUGGCAAGUUCUUGGACCUUUUCCUAUUGGGAUGCGGGAACAAGACUUUGGUGCUGAUCCUUUGGAAGCUUAUGGUGGAUUCAGUCAACUCAAAUAUUCAAAGACAAGUCAAUUCCCAAGUGAACUUUCUCCUAAAGGUCAAGUUGGUUGGACUAAAGUCAAGUCUAUAGAUAAUGUUGUAGGACCAUUACUGUUUCCUGACAUACGAUGGGAACAAAAUGGGAUUCCGUUUGGAUGGUCUAUUGAACAAUAUCAAGCAUGGGCAAGAGGAAAUUUGAAAAUUAGCAAGAAAAGUCAUAUCCUAAUUCAAUUACAUGGUGUUACCUCUUUUUAUAUCAAUCAACAAAAAUACUCAGGUGAUCUUUAUGGUUAUAAAUCAACUUUACAUUGGGUAGAAUUGGAAACAGGGACAUAUUCUUUGGAAGUACGUUUGGUACAUGAUGUUCGAGUUUUUGGUGGUGGUAAUAAAAAUGGUCCUCAAUGUCAAUUCUCUAUUUCUAUUUAUCCCUUGGAUUGUGGUACUAUGGUGGAUGACGCUCUUUUUCCUCGCCAACAAUAUCAUCGAUUCCAUUCUAAUACAUCUACAGCUAAUACUACUACUCUUUUGGGUCGCGAUAUGAUCAAACAAGUACUUAUGCCAUCCUUUAUUCAAUAUCAAGGUUUUGCUGGUCAUUUUGGAAGUGUCUCUAUUCACAAUCUAAUUCCAGAAACAUUACAUGUGGUCUCUAUUCGACUGGUGUUUCAAGCUUAUCAUCAUAUUUCUGAUGUUAUUACUGUUUUGCGACCUGCCAUUUUACUUCAACGAUCAAAUCAUACCACUAUGGUCAAAGGACAACAACGACGGAUAGGAUUUUCUUUUGAUUUAAAAAACAAUACUGUGCAUGACGAAACUCUAUUUUUACAAGCAAAUAAGGUUCAUGUCAAGGUGAUUGUAACAUUUGCUACAUCAACAAACACAUUUACCCUAGUAGAUGACAGUACCACAAUCAACUCAAUAGAUUGGAAUCAGAUGAAUACUAACAAUCGCAACAAGGCAUCCUCAGUAGAAGCAACAACAACAACAACUCUCCCAACAUCAUCUGUAUUUCUUUAUACUUUUUUGGACUUUGAUGGAUCAGUGCAAUAUGCAAAAGCCAAACGACCAAAAGUCCUGGACGCGAAUGAAAAUAAACCUAUUAUUUUGGCGCUUCAUGGUGCUGGUGUAGAUGUUGAACAUGAUACUUUUUGGACUGACUCUAUUGAUGCUCAAGAUUCGGUUUGGAUAGUAUUUCCUACUGGAAGAACGUCUUGGGGAAUGGAUUGGCAUGGACCAAGUAUGAAAAACGCAUUUUAUUCAUUGGAAGGACUCGCCGAAGUGAUGGAUCUAUUAUUCUCUAGAGCCACUGAUGGAAAUCGAAGUCAACCUUCUGAUGACCAAGAUUGGAUUGUAGUAGAAAAAAGUGAAUCUUUUUCCAUUGGGAAUAUAAACAGAUUGAUUUAUAUGGGUCAUAGCAACGGUGGGCAAGGCGUCUGGUAUCUGGCUACUCAUCAUCCUGAUCGAGCUAUCGCUGCUGUAGCUGCAGCAGGAUAUGUGAAGAUUCAAGAUUAUGUCUCUUACAAUAAUUGGAUUAGUCAUUCGCAUAUAGACCCUCUCUUAUUUGGUGUACUCGAAUCGGCUUACGCUGAAUAUAACAAUGAUUUGCAUCUUUCAAACAUGGUUGGACUUCCUGUUUUAGCCAAGUGUGGAUCUGAAGACGAUAAUGUGCCUCCUUUACAUUCACGCAAAUAUGUCCGUUUACUCAAUGAAUACAGCAAAAACCCAAAUCUUAUAAAACUGUCUGAAGUGGAAGGAAAAGGACAUUGGUGGGAUACUGUGCUCAAUGAUCAAGAAACCAACGAUUUUCUCAAGAAAAUAAUUCAACAAAAUGAUAAUUUACAACCAUCAUCAUUGAAUCAGCAUCAUUUUAUUAUCACCACAACAAAUCCUGCUUCUCUUGGGGUUGUACAUGGAAUUCAAAUUGAACAACUCUUGAUUCCUUAUAGAAAAAGUUCUCUUGUUGGAGAUAUGGACACGGAAAACAAUUCGCUAAAUUUGAAAUCUCUCAAUGUAUCGGCAUUCAAAAUAUGCAAUCGCAAGGAAAGUACCAUUACUAUUGAUCAAAUGGUUUUUCAUCAUGUGAAUCGAAAGGAAGGAGUUCUUUUUGUAUUGGAUAAUAAUGGAAAAUGGAUGAUCGAAACAAGCAAAUGGCCAAAACGUGGUGAACGAAGCAGACUUUCCUAUGGACCUAUUCAUCGUGUUUAUGAAUCAAGCAAACCAUUGAUGAUUGUGAUACCUAAUCAAAGCCAGUCUUCAACAAUUGAUAAUUAUCGUCAUCUCGCUUUACAAAUAUCUCAUGAUUGGUAUCUCUAUGGGGGAGGGGAUUCGAUGAUAGUGACGGAUGAUCAUCCUCUUGUGACUUUUGAAGAAAUUGAAAUGGAAUCAACAGAAACGAUGAACAACAGGAUAUCACCAUUCUUUUUCCGUAUUUAUCUUGAUAUUGGGAACGACAAUCAAGCCGUAUCACAAUUAUUAGGUUUGAAUGGAAACAAUGUGGAUAUAGAAAUCAAUCAUUCAGCUAUUCAAGUGGGUUCUAGAUACUUUGAUCGUCCUGGAUCAGGUAUUUUAUUCCUUAGUCCUGGUAGUUUAAAUGAAAUGGCGAUCGUGAUCUCAGGACUUGAUUUAGAAGGAUUACAAUUGGCGUGUCAAUUAUUACCACGACGUACCGGUAUGUUAAUACCAGAGUGGGUGGUUACAAGUCCGUUAACAAAAGAACAAGGUGUUGGUGGCAUAUUAGGUGCAGGAUAUUUUGGAAAUAACUGGCAAGCAUUUGGAUACUAAUGACUUCUUGUAUUUAGAUAGGUUGAUAGUUUAGACAUUUUAUUAUUUUUAUUAUUAUUAUUAUUAUAAAAUGUUACUAUUGAUG